Molecule: messenger RNA, 1488 nt
Organism: Rasamsonia emersonii CBS 393.64
Lineage: Eukaryota; Fungi; Ascomycota; Eurotiomycetes; Eurotiales; Trichocomaceae
Product: Immune-responsive protein
Exons: 2
Coding region: 1-1488 (495 amino acids)
Molecular function (GO): lyase activity
Source: RefSeq, a predicted model, not a curated record
AUGAUGGCACCAAGAUCUGCACAACCCAGUCAUGCUGCUGCUGCUGCUGCUGAUGCCGCAUCUCAAGGCGUCACAAAAACCCUAAGCCACUGGAUCCAUUCCGUCACGCUGGACGACGUCCCCGAAGACGUACGCACUCGCGCAAAAUACCUCAUUCUCGACGGUCUGGGCUGUGCAAUCGUUGGCGCCCAUCUCCCCUGGACGGAGACGGCCGCGCGGGCGAUCUUCGACUUGGAGCCGCAGGGGAACUGCUGGGUUUGGGGGUGGCAGAGGAAACUGGGUCCUUUGGCUGCGGCCCUGCUGAACAGUACCUCCGUCCAGGCGUUUGAGCUGGAUGACUACCACUCCGAAGCGCCCGUACACUCUAAUUCCAUUCUUCUCCCUGCCCUGUUUGCGGCUGCGCGGCAGACGAAUAAGACGACGACAUGCGACGGCGCGUCUUUCCUGCUCGCUACGAUCGUGGGCUAUGAAACCGGACCGCGAGUCGGGCUGGCCCUGCACGGCGGACACAUGCUCUCGCGGGGGUGGCAUUCCGGCGUCGUCUUCGGCCACGCCGCUGCGGCUGCGGCGGUCAGCAAGCUGCUGAAUCUGACCGAGGGCGCCAUCGAGGACGCGCUGGGGAUCGCCUGCACGCAGGCCUGCGGGCUCAUGUCCGCGCAGUUCGGCAGCGACGUGAAGCGCAUGCAGCACGGGUUCGCCGCGCGCAACGGGCUCUUCGCGGCGCUGAUGGCGCGGGCGAACUACGGCGGGAUCAAGCGGGUUUUUGAAGAACCGUACGGCGGGUUCCUGGCCGUCUUCGGACAGGGAUCGGGCAUGAAUCCGCCGUAUCGAACGGAUGAGGUGGCCAAGCAGCUAGGCGAGAAGUGGCAGCUGCAGACGAUCCGGGUCAAGCCGUAUGCGUCGAUGGCGGGCACGCACUGCACGAUCGACUGCGUCCGCGAGCUGCAGAGGAAGCAUCCCGAGCAGAUGCGGCAGGUGGAACGCAUCCGCGGCAUCAAGAUCGAGAUGUCCGAGGCGGCCUUCAAGCAUGGAGGCUGGAAGCCCCGGCGCCCGCUGACCGCAACCGGCGCGCAGAUGAGCGCGGCGUACGUUGCGGCCGUCCAGCUGGUCGACGGCCAGGUGCUGCCGUCGGAAUUCCGUCCCAGCUUGCUGGACAGGGAUAGCCUGUGGUCGCUGAUCGACAAGACGGAAUGCGUCCACGCGGAGGAGAUGGACCCGGGCUAUGCGCAGCGGGUGACAAUCACGUUUGAGCAGCAGCAGGAGCAGCAGCAGGGAACACUGACACAAACGCUGCAAGCACCAAAGGGCGUGAGUCCGGCGCUGACCAACGAGGAGAUCCUCGACAAGUGGCGGCGGUUCACGGAAGGACUGAUUGAGGACAGGAGGAGAGACGAGAUUGAGGCUCUGGUGCUGAACCUGGAAAAGCUGGACGAUGUCAGUGUGCUGGAGGACUUGCUGGCUGGGGAGACGUUGAAUCCAAUUGCCUAG